UGGGCAUUUUUUGUGCUGCUGCUGCAGUGGGGGUGGACUGAAGGACUCCAGAAGCCCCUUCCAGCCCCACAGCUCCGGGGUUCUGUUUGGAACAGCUCUUAGAAAAAAAACAUGAAGGUGGGUUACAGUGUCUGGAUGCAGGGCUCAAGCAAACAACCAAACCAACGUGCAGUUUGCCGGGUGUGAUUCCUGUAUUGGCUUCCACGUAGCCCCUUUUAUUCGUUUUCAACGCUUAUUCAUGGCGCUUGGCUCCUCCCAAACAAGCAGCCCACCCCCCCCGGGUACUUUUUCCCCCCCGUCGUUCCCAGGUUUGCUGCAUCAGAGCACGGAUUUCAGGUUGCAACCUGAAACAUCAGGCGUUUCAGGUGCUGGGAGCUGGGGCACCGUGUGCUUCAGGUUUCCUUGGUACCACCGGCCCUGCUCCAUUCCCGUCUCCCACGAGACACCCAUCCUUCCCUCAGACACGCGUGGAGCCGGUCACCUGUCCCAUCGCUCCCCCUUUGGCUCCCGGAGAGCGCUGGGAAGGGGACGGCGGAGGACCCAGGGGAGACAAAUUGGCCCUGGGAAGCGUUCUGUCCGCUCUGAGCAGAUUUGGGGCACCGCCUCCAGCUCGGUUUACAAAACCCCAGCAGCUUUGAGGCCGGUUUCUUUGAGACCCGCAUGUGACGCCCUGAGAGCGGCCGUUCCCCUUCGGGACAGAGGCUGAACUCGGUGCUGCUCUGUCAUUCACCAAACCGGGCUGCACGUUCAGCUGCGUGGCUCUGCGUCCGUCGGUGCAAGCCGCAGGGUGCUGCUACGGCAGAGAGCAGCACGGGGUCCCCCCCACAUCCCCCCCCCCGGUGGCACAGCCCUCGGAACCGGCGGUUCUGUGACAUCGGCGCUGGCUCCGCGGGCAACGGGCACACGCUGUGGCCAACGGCCGCGUCGGUGGCAACCAAGCCGGGAGCGAUGGGCUGCCGCUCGGCUCCGGGAGCGAUGCUGCUGCUGCCCUUCGUCGUGCUGCUGGCCGCCUGCCGGCCCGGCCACGGCUUCUCGGGCUCCUGCGACACCUGCGGCUUCCGGCCCAUGGCUUAUCACUACCAUGGAACGCGCGUCGUGGGAGGCACGGAUGCCCCUCAGGGGGCCUGGCCGUGGAUCGUCAGCCUCCAAAGUACCUGGUUUGUGGGCACGGGGCACAUCUGUGGAGGGUCCCUCAUCAGCCCGCAGUGGGUGCUCACGGCAGCGCACUGCUUCGACCACGCAAGCCCCAACACACCGUGGCACGUGGUGAUCGGUGGCCACGAUUUGACUCGCCUGGGCCCCGAAGCCGUCGUGCGCAACGUUAUUCGGAUAAUACCUCAUGAAUACUAUCACAGAAACACCAUGUCCAACGACAUCGCCCUGCUCGAAUUGGACCAACCCGUCCAGUGCAGCUACUACAUCCAGCUCGCCUGCGUGCCCGACGCCUCGCUCCAAGUGUCAGAGCUCACAGACUGCUACGUCAGUGGCUGGGGACACAUGGGUCUAAGAUCUCUGCAGGAAUACGUCGAACCGUAUCGUGUCCUGCAGGAGGCCAAGGUCCAUCUCAUCGACCUCAACCUCUGCAACAGCAGCCACUGGUACGCCGGGGCCGUCCAUACCCACAACAUAUGCGCUGGUUAUCCGCAGGGCGGCAUCGACACCUGCCAGGGUGAUAGCGGUGGUCCUCUCAUGUGCAAAGAUAAAAUUGCCGACUACUUCUGGCUCAUUGGAGUGACCAGCUGGGGGAAAGGCUGCGGGAGAAUACAGCAGCCUGGAGUCUACGCCUCUACCCAGUACUUCCGCAACUGGAUCCUGGUAAAUAUGGGAUUGCUUCCAGCAGGAGCGCAUACAACUACGUCACAUCCAGUCUAUAUCACGACCUCCUACCAGAGGCCAAAACCAACGUACUCAAGCCCACUUAGACCGUGUCCAUUUCCACGCCAGAAAGUCCUGGAUUUCUUUAACUUGCUCCAGGAGCUCCUGCAGGGUUUAAGAGGAAAGAAGGCUUAAUGAGCUGCAUGACCCACAGCAGGCUGCAAUGCACCACGACCCUUUUCUGCAAGGGGUAAUGCCUGAUGGCAGCCCCGGUGCCAAAGCCCCGUUCUGUCCCGUCCGCCUCCGAUUGCACACAAACACUGAAGUUGACUCAGUUGGACAAAUAAAGCUGCUUAUUUUCACAGAUA
Molecule: messenger RNA, 2183 nt
Organism: Numida meleagris (helmeted guineafowl)
Lineage: Eukaryota; Metazoa; Chordata; Aves; Galliformes; Numididae
Product: acrosin-like
Exons: 5
Coding region: 949-2010 (353 amino acids)
Biological process (GO): acrosome reaction; proteolysis
Molecular function (GO): serine-type endopeptidase activity
Source: RefSeq, a predicted model, not a curated record